GUUAGUCAAUGAAAAGUUGGUUCAUGGUGUACUUACACCAUUUUCUGCGUCCAUGUGGACACAGUAUGCGUUUCAGAUUAUGCUUGUAGUUAUUAUGUAAGUCUAGGACAGUUUCAAAGACAGAAUUAAAUGCACCGGAUGAGGUGUAAACGUCUUUCUUAUAAAGACUAUUUCACAGGUUGAGGUAGCACAUAGGCAGAUAGCGGUGAUUUACUUGUUAGUCCACUGUAAACGAACGGACGUUAUCAGCUACUCAUGGCAAGACAUCGAGGCGCAUCGCGCUUUUACGCACGACUCCAGUGACUGGGGAAAGCAGAGUGAAGUGCCAUGGAGACCUUUAAUGUAUGAGCCACCGCUGCAAGAAGAUGAUCCUGCUGCCCGGUCUGCUGCUCCUUCUCUGGGGAGAACCAAGUCGGUGCCUGGAAGAGGAGAGAGUCUUUGAAUUUAAUGGGGCCCUCCGUCAGUUCGCUGUGGCCACCAACACGGUUUACAUCGCCACAGAGGAUGAGCUGUACCAGCUGAAACACGACCUGACUCUGAUCCAGAGUCUGACCCAGAGAGGAACCUUGAACGCAGCAUCACGAGUGGACGACCAGAAGUUUUCCCGGGUUUCUGAAACGGAUAAGUGGAACGCAACUCUCAGUGUUAACAUUUUAUUGCCGUUUGUUGUGAAUGAAACUCUGAUCAGCUGCGGCGUGGUCGACAACGGCUGCGGUUACUGCGAGUUGUUGGACCUGAAGGACAUUUCAGCUGUGCUGUACAGGGAACACAUCCAGGUGGGGCCACCAUGGCGCAACAGCGCGUCCGUCGGCUUCCUGGUGAGUGUGGAGAAGUCAAGUAUCGAGACUUACAUUGUGGCGGCUUCACAGCAUCACAGUAACCCCCCAGAGACCAGCUGUUCGUCUAGAUCAGAUACAGUGAACCUUCACAACACGAACGACAAGCAGAGAGGACUUAUAUUUUCCUCUGCUGGCGAGAGUUCUAGCGUUGCGAUCAAUAGUGCAGACGACAUUAAUGUGGAGUUUGUGGAUGGUUUUCAGAUUGAUUUAAUCAUUUAUCUUUUUGCCAACCUGCCCUCAAAUGACAAAAGCAACAAAGUCCGUCUUAUUUGGCUUGAAGGCAAAGGCGGCAAAACCGCGACUCUUCAGUCGUUGCGGGGUGCUACUCUCAGUAUCUCUGAUGGCGGUAAAGACAGCAGACUCCUGGCUUCCUCGGCGAUCCCCGGUGGGCCGCCGGUGCUGUGGAGCGGCGUGUUCAGUGUGGACGGAGGACAAACCAACACCGAGCUGGUACUGUUUGACAUCAGCCCUGAUCUCACCGGAGACAAGGAUGCAGAUCCGGAUUUCCACAGUGUUCCUCGCUCUAACAAAGGAAAACAGACGCCAAAGACACUGAAGCCGAAGAAGGUGCUCUUCAAGCAGAACUACAUGACCUCUGUGCUGGCAGUGAGACAGAAAGGCUGGGUGGUUUUCUUCAUUGGGACAGGAGAUGGGCAGCUCAUUAAGCUUGCUGUGGACAAGAACUAUCACACCACCUGUCCCAUGGUGCUCUACAGGGCCAAUGACGACCGCCGAGUGUUUCCCAAAAUACACCUGGAUCAAGUGGAUCGUAAAUAUGUUUAUGUGCCGUUUCAGAACCAGAUGAAGCGAGUGCCUGUGUCAAAGUGCAGCACAUAUACAAAUGUGCAGCACUGUUGGUCUGCACAGGAUCCAUACUGUGUGUGGUGCAGCUCUACAAGAAGUUGUAUGUUUGAGGAUGACUGCCAAGACUCCAACUGGUUGUCCAUCCCUGAUGACUUUCAACAGAAAAUGGUCUCCUACAAACUUGUGAAGGACAGCACUGACCAGAUCACACUUACUAUCCAGACACAUCUGACUGUGGGCCAGGACGCGCUGUCUAACUUUUUCUGUCAAUUCCUCCAAAAUUCUAGGGAGCUUUGUAGGAGGGACAGCCCCCCUCCACAGUUCCCUCAUUGCAAAUGCAUCCUUAUAAAUAACACACUUCCUGAUGAAGGCCUGCAUGUCAAAGUUAAGAUUGGACUUGGGAUGACACAGUUGUUUAAACAACUCAAGAUAUCCAACUGUGCUGACAUCAAGGGGCCACCAACUGCUGCCCUAUGUCGGCAGUGUAUUGAGGCUGGGUGUCUGUGGAGCAAAAACAGCUGCUCCUGGGCAGAUCAAGGAGAGAGGAAGGACAGUGUUUGUCAAAUGAUGGAGUCAAGGAUGAACGUUUCUGGACCAGAGAUCUUCUCCAUCUCUCCUAGUGUUGUGUCUUUCUAUGGCAGAAACCAUGCGGUGCUGUCUGGUCGUAACCUUCAUAGUGUGACCAGAGUGAGGAUCCAAGGGGAUAUGGACUGUAAACCACAAGAAUUGAAUGUAUGGAGCAACACUGGUGUGAACCUGACAUUUCACAUCCCCCGUGCUGACAGUAAAGGUGUGGUCAAAGUGUGCGUUCUGCUUGCAGAUGGUAGUUGCCAUGGCAACGCUAAAAUCACCUACCAGUCAUCACCAUCUUGCACCUACAUUGCACCAAGCAGCACCUGGGCCAGUGGGAAAAGGAAGAUCACACUCGUGGGAUCUCACCUUGAGUUUGUGGAAGGCAUAAUACACAGCCCCGCCUGGCAGGAAGUCAGUCUUCCCAGAAACAACAACUAUCAGAAUCUCACUUACGACACACCUGCAAUGGGGACUGUUGAGAAUUUUAAAAGCAAUGUGUUUCUGAAAGUAGCCAAUGAAACGUUGAUCUGCCCCAUGACAAUAACUUACUAUCCAGAACCUGAGUUCACCAGCUUCGCAACCACAAGGACAGGAGAUGAUGUCCGCAUCACCAUACAGAAAAUGGCAGACAAACUGAACAUGACAAUAGCAGAGUUGUCAGUUUUGGGCAUCCAUGAAGGAAAACCUUAUCCCUGCAUCAUGGAAGCCAAAGAAACCAGCAAUGAGACUGACUCCUUCAUCUGCGAGAUUCAAAUGACACCUCAUGCUGAAUUUCAGCAGUUAAAGAUAAUAUAUGGAGACAAGACGGUAACGCUGACCCUUAAGUCUUCAUCUCUGUUCCUUCUGAUGCUGCUUGUACUUCUGCUCAUACCCUGCAUUAUUGGUUUGGUGGUAAUCAUCUAUCGGCGUAAACAGCAGCAGCUCACUGCUCAAAUGAACAAGCGUAUGGAAGACCUGGAGCUCGACAUCAGGAAUGACAUUAGACAAGGUUUUGUGGAUCUUCAGACAGAGAAAGCUGACCUGAUGGAAAAUGUUGGAACUAUUCCCUUCCUGGACUACAAGCACUUUGCCUCCAGAAUCUUUUUUCCUGAGGGUGAAUCUUUGAUGACAUCGUGUAUCAAAGACAUCAGUCAGGACGCGAUGCAGGUUCAGCUUGAUGAGUGUUGCCAGGGCUUGUCCAGGCUGAUCGAGGACCAGUUCUUCCUGACAUCUAUGGUGCAUGCUCUGGAGGAGCAGAAAAACUUCACCAUCAAAGACAAGUGUGUGUUAGCAUCAUUGCUGACCGUAGCUCUCCACAACAACUUGACGUACCUGACGGAGGUAAUGGAGGCCCUCCUGAAGGAUCUGAUGCAGCAAAACAGCAACACUCAGCCUAAACUGCUGCUACGACGCACCGAGUCCAUUGUGGAGAAGCUGCUGACUAACUGGAUGUCUGUCUGCCUCUACGGCUUUCUCCGGGAAAGUGUCGGCCAGCAUCUGUUCCUGAUGGUGAGCGCUCUCACACAGCAGACUGCAAAGGGGCCUGUGGACUGUGUGACAGAGAAAGCUCUGUACACACUCAGUGAGGAUUGGCUGCUGUGGCAGGCUCCAGAAUUCAGCUCACUGAAGCUGAAGGUGCUGUUUGCAGUGGGAAGUGAUGGAGAGGUCAGCGAGCCCCUCGAGGUCAGUGCUCUCAGCUGUGACACUGUGGAGCAGGUUAAAGAGAAAAUCCUGUCCACCUUCAAGGCCAAGUUUGGUUUCCCCUACAACACCAUCCUCAGUGACAUUUGUAUUGAGUAUGAGAAGAAUGGAUUGUUCGUGCGCCUUGAGGAAGUAGAUGCGAGCUCGGAGGUCAUUGGAGAGGUCACGAUGCUCAACACACUCAAGCAUUACAAGGUUCCUGAUGGAGCGACAAUCAAAGUGCUUUCAAGGAAAACUCAUCCUCCUCUGAGCCCGCAGGGAAGUCUGAAAGAUGAUGAGAACUUCUCUGGAAAAUAUUUCCACUUGAUUGAUCCUGAUGUAGACGAGGACCAAAGAAAGAACCCAGAGAGGAAGAAGUUAAAACUGAAGGAAGUGCAUCUCACCAAGCUGCUCUCCACCAAGGUGGCGGUGCAUUCCUUUGUGGAGAACCUGUUUGGAUCUAUCUGGGGGAUGCCGCACGGCAAAGCUCCUCACACUGUCAAAUACUUCUUCGACUUCCUGGACACUCAGGCAGACAACAUGAAAAUCACCGACCCAGAUGUGCUGCACAUCUGGAAGACCAACAGUUUGCCCCUGCGCUUCUGGGUCAACAUCAUUAAAAACCCUCAGUUUGUGUUCGACAUUGAGAAGACUCCAAAUUUGGACGGCUGCCUGUCAGUCAUCGCUCAGGCAUUCAUGGACUCCUUUUCUCUUAGUGAGAUUCAACUGGGGAAGCAUGCACCAACCAACAAACUCCUCUAUGCCAAAGACAUUCCCAAGUUUAAACAGGAGGUGAAGGCUUAUUACAAGCAGGUCAAAGACCAGUCACCAAUCACAGACUCGGAAUUCAAGAUCUUCCUGCAGGAGGAGUCAAAGAAACAUGAAAACGAGUUCAACGAAGCUGCAGCUCUCCGAGAGCUCUACAAAUUCAUCCAGCGAUACUUCACAGAGAUCAAAGAGAAGCUGGAACAAAACGGAGCCCCUACUGAGCUGGUGGAGCAACUACAUCAUAUUAAAAACUUGUUUGAUGGACUAAAAACCUGCUCGUGGAACUGAGCUGCCAUCCUGAGGAAAACUCUUACAAAGUUGUCAGGUGAGGGUGGAGGAGACUUUUUGCAGUGUGCAUCAUCCCCCGACAUGAAGAUGAGGCAUUAGAAAAAGUGUUUCAGAGGGGCUGAAAGCAGCUGCUAACCUUGGUGGUAAUUUCAUGUGUCAGUGGGGAGUUUUGGACAACACAUUAGCCUCCUGACGCGACAAAAACUGUGACGGAAACUGGCAGAUUUUUGCCUAAAUUGGCCAGCAGAUUGACAUGAUGCACAAUUUAACUGUGGGAGGCUUUUAUGGGACAUUUUUAGAGAAUGAGGUUCUCCUGACCAGUCUGGCAUCUGAUGGACUUUUAGUGAACUAUUUAAGAAGGUCCAGAAUGCGCACACACACACACACAAAGUGAAAUCCACAGACACAUCAAAGUGUUCAACUUUAAACCAUUAUUGUUUCAGUAUGUUAAACUUGUUGGAUGUUUAUACAGACAUCAGUAGUCUGUAUAAAGAGUGCAAUUCACAGCCUAUAAACCUUUUUUCUUUCAGAGUGGCUUAGAUAUGUGUAAACAACAAGCAUUCUUGGUACAACAUCAAACCCUGAGGAUGUCAUGGUCAGUUAAAAAGGUGGUGAGGUACUUUGCAAAAUUAGAAAUACCUGCAAAUGUUGACAAAACUAUGGAAAUACAGUUAUAAAUAAUGCUUCCAUUUUUAUGCAAACAUUGUUGGUGUCCUUUGUGUGACAAAAACAAUGCCACAUUACAAGUACAAGUCCUUAACGGGGGGCGAGGUUCAGAGGUCAGGCUGGGGUGUGGACUCCCGGUCCCUCUGCACCAGAGAUCCCAGUUCCUCCAGCUGCUGCUGCUGCGCGCUUUCCAGGUCCUCCAGCCUCCGACGGAGCAGAGAUAGUUCCCUCUGAUGCUGCUCCUCCUGCAGCAGGGAGAGGAACACAACCACGUUACAGCAGCCUUAUUAAGAACAUUUUUUUUCUUGACCACACACAUCUUGUAUAAUCAUUUACUUAUUCACACAUGCAUCUGGCUUUCUGUGCAACUCAUCACACUUUGAAAAAAAUGACAUCCUUUGGUUAAUUGCUGGUUUAACUGUGGUGAAGUUGCAGCAGAUUAUUGGAGCUACAGUCAAACACAGCGUGUGCCUGUGGGGACAUUUCACCACGGUUUCUGAAUCAACCUCUGACAUGUGAGUUUGUGCCUUUGUGACUAAAACCUCAUACAUGUGAAGUGCUGCUUCAGUCAUUGCUCUUCAACAACCCACAUUUCCUCAUAAUAGAAUCCGAGUUGCAGCUGCAAUGCAUUGUGGUAUUUUUCUCUGUGCCUCGUCUAUGAUGGACAUAUGCCUGUCACUGUUUGUCCCCAUUCAACUAAUUACACAAUAUUAUAUAUCUACAGCACAUAUGUCAAACUGGUCCACAGGAGGGCCGGUGUGGCUGCAGGUUUCUGUGCCAACCAACCAAGAGCACACCGUUUGACCAAUCAACUGUCUGAAGACGGAGAUCAGUUGAUUAAAUGAGUCAAGUCUGGUGUGCUGCUACUUGGUUGGAAAGAAAACCUGCAGCCACACCGGCCCUCCUGUGGACCAGUUUGACAUGCCUGAUCUACAGUAUGGGCUAAUAUUCACUGAUGCUCACUGGGAUGUUGGUCAAUGGUCCCUCAGACCCGAGGAGGAGGAAGGGCGUGGCUGAUGAGGUCAGGAAGGCAGGGCUGGCACCAUAGGGACCCUGGCCACCCAAUAGGAGGCGUCGAAACUCGUUGUGUCGUCGCUGCAGCUCCUUCAACCGUCUGCUAAGUUGAGCUUGCUCCUCUGAGAAAGAUGACCGUCUGGACACAGAGGACAAAAAAAUUCUAAUUUGGUGUUUUGGUAAAUACAGCCUCAUUGCUGUUUGCCUCUAUACACCAGUUGAAUUUUAUGUCCAUGUCUGUCAAGACUCAAAAGAUAUGUAGUGACUGACAGAGAGCUUCAUCACCUGAAGCUCAAUAUCAUCAAAUGAAAGAUUUAAAGUUUACUUCUUGGCUGCCACAGCUUCCAGUUGGAGCUCCUCUACUUUGGCCUCCAGCAGCUGGAUCUUAUCCUGCAGUCUCUUCUCUCUGUUCUCUGUUAGUGUUUUCCUCUGUACAACACACACAAGAAAAGGAAAAAAAUAUGAAGCCUCCCUCGAGACCAUUACCAUGAGUCUAAACACAAGGAGGUAUUGUAUUAAACUCAUACAUACUUAAAACAGACAUGAUUCAGGUUGUACUGUCCCUGUUCUGAAACACAUUAGCAAGCAAAGCCCACAUCAUGACGCAUUCUCACAAAGUGGUAGGGAGGAGCUGUACCUUCUUCUGGGCCACUGCCGCCCUCUGCAGUUUCUCUUUCACCUGAGAGUAUUUCUGCUGCAGCUCAGCGUCUCGCUCCUGCAGCUUGUGUUUCUCCUCCAACCACUCCACCUGACGGUCCUCCACCAGCCUGGAGGAGAGGAGGGAAAGAGUGUGCUUGAAUUGACCGUACUGUUCAGUGCUUUAGCCGGUCUGUAUGAAGACUGAGCAGCGGCUGUACCUCUCGGCCUCCUGCUGGCUCCUCUCAGCCUGGGCUCGGGCCGUCCUCAGCUCCUCCCUGAUCCUGUCCAGCGUUUCUCUCAGUCGCUGGUUUGUCUCCAUCAGGUCACUUUCGGAGUGAGACAGUGUCCCCAGCUGGACACCCAGUUCCUGGUUCUGCUGUUAGGUUAAACAAAUACGAGUCACAUUUAUUUCAGAUUUACAAACAGAUGUUUUUCUUUUGUUUGUUUUU
Molecule: messenger RNA, 7699 nt
Organism: Scatophagus argus
Lineage: Eukaryota; Metazoa; Chordata; Actinopteri; Scatophagidae
Gene: plxnc1
Product: plexin C1
Exons: 32
Coding region: 345-4931 (1528 amino acids)
Biological process (GO): regulation of cell migration; regulation of GTPase activity; positive regulation of axonogenesis
Cellular component (GO): semaphorin receptor complex
Molecular function (GO): protein binding; semaphorin receptor activity
Source: RefSeq, a predicted model, not a curated record